Molecule: messenger RNA, 861 nt
Organism: Symbiodinium necroappetens
Lineage: Eukaryota; Dinophyceae; Suessiales; Symbiodiniaceae
Source: the annotation of a GenBank genome assembly
AUGGCAAGGCUAUUCGCGCCGAGGGUGGAUGGCAGUUACCUGGUGCCACGAGAGUUGGUGGAGCAGUACAAGGACACGGCGCUGCGCCCCAACUUGGAAGAGGAGUUCCUGAAAGCCGGCCUUGACAAGGACCUGUUCGUCAAGCGCUCCAUUAAGAAGGUGAAGCGCCGAGAAUCCGAAGCGGAGCUUUGGGUUUCGGGACAGUUCGUGUCAGAUGGCGACAUGGAUGAGCUCGGCAUGACAGAAAAGCGGAAGAAGGCUGUUCACGACGAAUGUGCGAAGAUGAAAGGAUGGAUUAGGCGGGACCGGUACGAGCCGGAGAUCAAGCUUUACUGGCUGGAAAAGGCUGUGGAAGGAAAGGUGCUGAAACGCAAGCGCGAGAUCUACGAGGAAGAGGACAGUGAUGUGGAGAUGGAAGCUAGUGAUGAUGAGAAAGACCUUGACGUCUUCAACAUGUCAUGGGGCCUCGGUGACGGUGGACCCAAAGGGGAUGAGCCAAGAGUUGCUGGUGCUGAUCGCACCGAAGAUGUCCGCAAGAGCCUCAAGGCCAUCAGCUUUCCAGAGAUGGAUGCUGAUGGCUUGCCAUCAGCUUACAUCGUGAAGGUUGUCACUUGCCUGGGCAAGUGGAACACCAAAGCCGGGAGCAUCCAGGAGCAGCUGAAGGAGUUCAAGAAGACUGAGCGGUCCGAGAAGAUCAUGGAGAAAGCCAAGCAGCUGGUGUCGAAAAUCGAGCAACAGUCUGACAAGAUCCAGCACAUGCAAGCGGAGAGUGCGCUUGCUGGUGGCUUCACUCUGGAGCAGCAGUCUGAGAUCAAGAAGAUGUUCGACGAGUCGAAGCAGAUGCUUCCUGAUGGCAUUUGA